Molecule: messenger RNA, 1100 nt
Organism: Paramecium sonneborni
Lineage: Eukaryota; Ciliophora; Oligohymenophorea; Peniculida; Parameciidae
Source: the annotation of a GenBank genome assembly
CAGAUGAGAAAUAGAAAUGACAAUUCUUUAGUCAAUGAUUUAGACAUAUGUGGUAUUUCAAGAUCCCAUUCUUAAACUAAGCUAAGAAACAAAUCCAAUAAUGUUAUAGAAAAGACUUAAUAAAAUGAGAAUGUAUUUGUUAAUUAAACUUUAGACUGAUAAAAAUUUAUUAUCCAAGAAAGACAAAGAAGAUCUUCAAAGUUCUGUUUAAUUAAAUGAUUUAAAUAUUUUAGGUCUCAAAGAUUUUUAUUAGGGAUCUAGUGACAAUAAUGUGGAAAUCAAAACUAAAAUAAAUUAAGAAAAUUAUGAAAGUCCACUGUUUGAUUUUUAAUAAAAUGAAUAGUUUAACACUACAUUGGAUUAAUUAGGCUUAAAAUUAAAUGAAGUGAUUGGUCACUAUCUUUGUGAACUUACUACUUAACCUAGAGUUUCUUUAGAUUCGUUUCCAUUGUAAAAUAGUGAAAAUUUAGAUGAAGAACAAUAACAAUAAAUUCUAGAUUCUGAAUUGAAUGCUUUUAGACAACGAAUUUAUAAAGUAAUAUUUUUGACUAUUAUUCAUAGCAAAUUGUAGACAAAAUAAAUCUUUCUGUUAUCUAAUCUGUAUAAUCGUUUGGUUCAUCAUGCCAAUUGAAUUCAUAAUCUAAUAUCAUUCCAACAGCCUUUUCUAAAGAACUUAUAAAUAGUACAUCUCAAAUUACACAAAUUUCACAAAAAUCUCUGUCUCAUUCUAUAUUUGAUUUAUAAUCAUAGCUUCACUAAAGUAUACAUUACAUUCAAUCAAAAAAUAACAAAAAGACUGAAGAAUCAUUUAAUACUCUUUCUGAAAGUGUAGUAUCUAAGGAAGAAUUGCAAAAUAAACUUAAAAUUUCAUUAAAUUUAAAUUAUUAACAAUAAUAAGCUAAUAAUUAAUUAAAAGAAGAACUGUAAAAAUUAGAAGUAUUUAAUUUUUAAUAAUUUUCAAGAAAAAAAAUUAAGUUUCAGAAAACCCAGAAGAAGGACAUAUUAUUGAAAAUUAAAAAUUGAAAGAACAAAAUUAAAAAUUAAUUGAAUUCAUUUCAAGAAUUUGUGAUAAAUGUAAAACGCUACCCAAGAAUUUUUGA